AUGAAGUUCUCCCAUUCCUUACAAUUCAACGCGGUACCGGAAUGGUCUUCCAAGUAUAUUGCCUAUACAACUUUAAAGAAGUUAAUCUAUUCCUUACAACGAGAUAGUUUAAGAAGAAGUCAUGAAGGAGCAGAAACUACUGAUUUCGAAGCUGCUAAUUUAUUAUCUGAUGGAUAUGCUUCAACUGGUCAACUAGGAGAAGGAGAAAGUGCCACUACUGUAUUUAUUGCUGCUCUUGAUGCCGAAUUAGCAAAGAUCGAUUCCUUUUAUCAACAGCAAGAAACCUUUAUUUUCAAAAGCAUUGAUGAUUUAAUGAUUGACAUCGAACAUUUUGAACAGGAAAUCGAUGCAUCAUUAUCCUUAGCAAAGGGAUUCAGACCAAGAGGUAGAGCUGUAUCUGAUCUUUCACCCGAUCAGCUUCUUACUACUGACCCAGAUACUGAAUUUACUCAAGCCGAAGAAGAAGAAAUUGGAGAUAUAAGUGGAGACGAAGAUGCUGAACCUCAGGUUCCAAGAUCUAGAUUUUCUUCAAUGCCAAAUAUCGGACCUCAAGCUCAUACUUUGGCCCACUCUCGCUCUAUAGAUGAAUACCUCAAAUCACCAACUUCUCCACAAAUUUGGAAUAAUUUGAAUCAAUUUUCAAGUACAACUAAUUUACCUCCUCAAUUAAUUUUAUUAAGUGAAAGUAGAAUUAUUUUAAGAAAACGUAUCAUUGGUUUAUUCACAACUUUAUCAGAAUUGAAAUCUUAUAUUGAAUUAAAUAAAACUGGGUUUAAAAAAGCAUGUAAGAAAUUUGAUAAAUCAUUAAAUACAAAUAUUAAAGAUGAAUAUUUAGAAAAUUUACCUAAAAAUUCAUAUACUUUUCAACCUUCAACUAUGAAAAAAGUGGAUGAUCGUCUUGACGCUUUGAUUAAACUUUAUGCAUUAGUUUGUAAUCAUGGGGAUGACUUAGAAACUGCCAAAUCUGAAUUAUCGGUUCAUUUACGUGAACAUGUUGUAUGGGAAAGAAAUACCGUUUGGAGAGAUAUGAUCGGUUUAGAAAGAAAAUCAUAUGCGGCUAAUUCUCAAUUAGUUGAAGGUCGUGAUAGAAUAAGAGAAAAGAAUGAAGAUCUUAGAGAUAGUGGUAAAUUAAAGCAACAAUUUAAUUUAUCAUUGAAAAACCCAGUCAUUUUAAAAUUCUUAAUUAUUUCAGCCAUAACGAUAACUUUACUUAAUCUAUCUCCAUUUAGUGAUAAAGCUCAAAAGAAUUGUUUUGCCUUGUUAAUAUGUGCAUCAUUACUUUGGGCUACUGAAACUAUUCCAUUAUUUGUCACUUCCUUAUUGAUACCGUUAUUAAUUGUCAAUCUAGAAGUUAUAAAAAAUGAUGAUGGAUCCAUUAUGGAAGCUAUAGAUGCAUCGAAGUUUAUUUUAUCAACCAUGUGGAAUUCGGUUAUUUUGUUAUUAUUAGGUGGUUUCACGUUAGCAGCUGCAUUAUCUAAAUAUCAUAUUGCUAAAUUGAUAUCUACUUGGAUUCUUUCAAAAGCCGGUACAAAUCCAUCCGUAGUAUUAUUGACUAUUAUGGGAGUUGCCCUUUUUGCAUCAAUGUGGGUUUCUAAUGUUGCAGCACCAGUGUUAUGUUUUUCAUUAAUCCAACCAUUAUUAAGAACAUUGCCUAAAGGAUCACAAUUUAUUAAUGCAUUAAUUUUGGGUAUUGCUCUUGCUUCAAAUAUCGGAGGUAUGGCAUCUCCAAUCGCUUCUCCACAAAAUAUGAUUGCUAUUGGAUCAAUGGAUCCACAACCUUCAUGGGGUCAAUGGUUUGUUAUUGCUUUACCUGUCUGUAUUUUGUCAUUAUUAUUAAUUUGGAUUUUCUUGUUGAUUACAUUUAAUUGUAAUUCAAGAAACACUCAUUUAGUUGCAAUUAGAACCAUUGAUGAUAGAUUUUCUGCUAUUCAAUGGUAUAUUAUUUCAGUUUCAAUUGGGACUAUUUUCCUUUGGUGUAUUGCUUCUAAAUUAACUGGUAUAUUUGGAGAAAUGGGUAUUAUUGCCUUAAUCCCAAUUAUACUUUUCUUUGGAUCUGGAUUAUUAACCACGGAAGAUUUUAAUAAUUAUCCUUGGAAUAUUGUCGUUUUAGCAAUGGGUGGUACUGCAUUAGGUAAAGCCGUUGCCUCAUCGGGAUUAUUAGCAACCAUUGCCGUUACAAUCCAACAUCAAGUUGAAGGCUUUAGUUUGUUUGGAGUUACUUUAACUUUUGGAUUAUUGAUUUUAACAAUGGCUACAUUUGUAUCUCAUACUGUUGCAGCCUUGAUUAUUAUUCCAUUAGUUAGUGAAAUCGGUAAUGCUAUGCCAGAACCUCAUCCAAGAUUAUUGAUUAUGGCAAGUGCUUUAUUAUGUUCAGCAGCCAUGGGUUUACCAACCUCGGGAUUCCCUAAUGUUACUGCAAUUUGUAUGACUGAUGAAUUUGGUACCCCAUAUUUAACAGUUGGUACAUUUAUUACAAGAGGUGUACCAAGUUCAGUCAUUGCAUAUAUAAUGAUUGUUACUAUUGGUUAUGCCACUAUGAAAAUUAUCAAUUUCUAA
Messenger RNA from Hemisphaericaspora subhashii, 2556 nucleotides. RefSeq names its product Pho91p (gene PHO91). The record is from RefSeq and is a predicted model, not a curated record. The transcript has a single exon. Gene Ontology annotation, biological process: monoatomic anion transmembrane transport; phosphate ion transport; polyphosphate metabolic process. Lineage: Eukaryota; Fungi; Ascomycota; Pichiomycetes; Serinales; Debaryomycetaceae. Gene Ontology annotation, molecular function: phosphate transmembrane transporter activity. Gene Ontology annotation, cellular component: membrane. Bases 1 to 2556 code for a protein of 851 amino acids.